GAACGUACGUGGACUGUGCUUCUGAACCUUGUCAAUUCACGAGGUGUUUUGUCUUUACGUUAGGAAAAGGGAUAUAAAUAUUCUAUCAAAAUGGAGACAAGCAACAGUGAUGACAACGAAACGAGGAAAGAAGCGCUUUUCUUCGGCAACAGACUGAGCACGAUUAUGCUAUUGAACGCUCUCUUCAGACAUGGGCGUCGGGAUCUCCCUUUUAAUGUUAUCCCGGACAGAACUGCGCAGGAGUGCAGUUCCGAGAUGGACUCUGUGCUUAAACUGACCAAGGAUCUUGCUGAAAACAAACCCUCGUUAGUCGACUGGCUGCACAGUGGUUUAUUCCAACAAGACGAGUACAAUGUACCUCUAGCCUUGUUCCUCAUCGCAUUGUACGAGCAACGUCUGCAGCCCGACCAGAAAGAUGAUAUCGAAUGUGACUUUAGAGAAUUAUACCAGUUCCUUCACAAAGUGACGACAAAUCAGCCGGCACCUCAUCUUUCGAGUGAUUCCGCUAAUGUCUUGCACAGAUUAUUAUCAGAAGUAAUGGAGGAGGUGUGGCCAAGCAUGCAAUCGAAGCUUCUCAAUUAUCUAAGUGAAGUACACAUCUACAGCAGAUCGGCAGUGAGGAGAACGUAUUCAGGAAAAAGGAUGACGCACAAGAGAGAGAAGAGAGGGGAAAACUGUUAAGACUUGCAAGCUUUACAACCCCAGGAAGGAUAUCGAAAAAAUAGCCAAACGAGGAUCGAUGGCAAAUCGCGCGGUUUCUUGUCGCCGUUGGUCGCCGUGUCAAUGAUCCGGCGUGAUCUUGUUUCGCCGCGAUAAUACCUUUUUUAACAAUCCAAACGUCAAAUCCAUCGAGCCAACUCCGUGCGAUCGUAGUCGUGUGUCGUCCUCCCAGA
This is a messenger RNA of Vollenhovia emeryi, 893 nucleotides long. RefSeq lists its product as uncharacterized. The coding region runs from base 91 to 681 and encodes 196 amino acids. The transcript is spliced from 4 exons. NCBI's taxonomy places the organism in Eukaryota, Metazoa, Arthropoda, Insecta, Hymenoptera, Formicidae. The record is from RefSeq and is a predicted model, not a curated record.